This is a messenger RNA of Oncorhynchus keta (chum salmon), 2861 nucleotides long. Its product is annotated as syntaxin-6-like. Bases 258 to 698 code for a protein of 146 amino acids. NCBI's taxonomy places the organism in Eukaryota, Metazoa, Chordata, Actinopteri, Salmoniformes, Salmonidae. The transcript is spliced from 6 exons. The record is from RefSeq and is a predicted model, not a curated record.
GUAGUUACAGGUGUUCAAAAACAAAUCUCUUGAGUCCAAAGGAGGGGGCACUGCCCCCCUCCGGGCCUCCCACCCUGCCGUACUCGGCAGAACCACAUUCCUACAGUUCCUGAGGAGAACCCUGAGAUCUGUGUGUGUUGAGCCUUGACCCUUUCCCAGGUAUCGUUGAGUCCAACCCGGGGAAGUUCCGUCUGGGGGAGAAUGAGUUGCAGGAGAGGAGAGACUUUGUGGAGCGAACACGGCAGGCCGUACAGGAGAUGAAGGAUCAACUCUCCAGUCCCUCUGUUGUGGCCCAGGCAGAGAAGAAGAACAGACAGGCUCUGAUGGGUGCGUCUGGGCAGGACAGGUCUGAUGGUCUGGAGUCUCACCUGGUGUCAACCAACUCCAGAUACAUCCAGGAUCAACAGGAACAGCAGCAGUUGAUCAUGCAGGACCAGGAUGAGCAGUUGGAGCUGGUGACAGGAAGCAUCAGAGUACUGAAAGACAUGUCAGGACGCAUCGGAGAUGAACUAGACCAACAGGCUGUUAUGCUAGGAGAUUUUGGAGAGGAGAUGGACCAGACAGGUUCUAGGAUGGACUCUGUCCUCAAGAAGAUGGAGAAAGUCUCCCACAUGACCAGCAGUAGGAGACAGUGGUGUGCCAUCGGAGUACUGGUGGUCAUCAUGGUAGUUGUUCUCAUCCUCUUCUUCACCCUCUGAGUAUGGACCUCUCUUCACUACACGACUCUACCGCACUCACCCACUCCUUCCUGGGGAAGAACCAUGAAAUGGAUGAAGGGAUGAAUGGAGGCAUCGAUAUAGGAAACAAGGAAUCCAAUCCAACCCUCGUCUUUCCUUUGUCAUAGAUUAUUCAGAGACUGAAUUCUAUCUUUCUGGUACUCAUCACUUUGUCUCUCUCUCUCUGAGUUUCUGUCUCUCUCUCUGGGUUUCUGUCUCUCUCUCUGGGUUUCUGUCUCUCUCUCUGGGUCUCUCUCUGGGUUUCUGUCUCUCUCUGGGUCUCUGUCUGUCCCCGUUUCCCUCCUAUUUCGCACCUCUCUCACCACUCAUUUCAGAGGAGAGCAGUGAGAUGACGGUUAUAUUAUAUAUUCAGGCAAAGCUAAGAUGUCUCUUGUGUGUGUGUGUGAAUGAUGGUACAGACUUGGGAGGAGGGAGGGAGAUGUCAAUGUUGCCUUAUCUAUUUUUAUACGUCUAUGAGAUGAUCUAUGGUCUUCAUCCCAAAUAGAACCCUGUGCACUACUUAGGACUGGUGAAAUCAUCUAGAUCCUAGAUCAGUUGUUAGGUCAACUUCUACCUUGUUCCAAAUCAUCUGGCCCAUUGGAAUAGCUUUAUCAUAGGAGGUAGAAGUUACCCCUUGACAUGUUUUAUGUCGUUUCCCCUUCUGGAUAAAGGAUUUGAGGCUAGUGAUCUGAUCCCAGAUCAAGCCUAUGGUGAUAGCUUUACCAUAGUAACAGUUGGAGUUCUGGGUUGCUGGGCAGGAAAUUAGCAGCACAUAAUUUGAAGCUCUUUCGCCCCCUAGCGGACAUUAAUGGCCAUGUCCGCAUGUCAUAAUGUGAGAUACCACACUUUCAGAGUUUUUGGGGGAGUGCUGAUAUAGGAUCAGUUUUGCCUCCUACUCUGAGAUGCUUGAUGACCCUGAGGUGCAUUUUAUACUAUUGUGUAAAUAAAUCUAAAUGUAAUGCUUGACAUUGUGGGAUGUGGACUUAUUUGGCCUUUCUCAAGACUCUCUAUGGGAGAGUUUCCUGCCUGGUGUCUUUUGGUUGGCCCCAAUGGUACCCGUUUGUGUGGGAUGGUUGGUUUAAUCUGUUCAUUUGCGAUUGGUUGUGUAUUUAGGGUUCCUGAGUGGCCCAGUGGUCGAAGGCACUGCUAGAGGUGUCACUACAGACCCUGGUUCGAUUUCAGGCUGUAGCGUAACUGGCCGUGAUUGCGAGUCCCAUAGGGCGGCACACAAUUGAUCCAGCGUCGUAAAUAAGAAUGUGUUAACUGACUUGCCUAGUUAAAUGAAUUUACAUGGUACUGAUUGAAUCACUCAAGUAUUUUUCCAUGAUCAGUUUGAAAGGUUGUAGCUCUGUUCUACUGAAAACUGUACUGGUUUCCAUCUAUCACAUUGUCCAAUGAUUUCGGUUUAUUAGGAACUCUCUCAGGGUGCAUUGACUGGUGCAAUAGGCCCUGUUCUCAUACCUCCUUCUCAAGGAAAUCACCACUGAUCUAACACGAUCUGGUUGGUCAGAGGACGCAGUGGAAAGUAGCCUAAAUUCCACCUAUCCAACUUUGUCAGAUCAGUGAUUGUGCACAAACAAGGUUGCAUUAGAAGGGUUUGAACAGGGCCUGAUUCUUCCAAGUCAAAAAGGAAAAGGUUAGCUAGCAUUUAUCCACUUCAAUGAUCAGUGUUUCUCCAGCUAUGGAAAUGACUAACCAUUCAAGAGUUAUUGCUAGAUGCCUUGUGGGAAGAAUGUAUUGUGUAAAUAGCAUACAAAAUGGCCACCUUCCUGCUUUUGUUUGCUUGCAUGUUGUUGAAGGGGAGUUUAGAACUGUAUUUGGUUGCCAUGUGAGUGCAGUUCACAUUGGUGUAAGGUUGGUUUCAUUGAAUUAGUGACCUCACUCAUCGAUUUCAAGUUCUACUGUUGCUAUUCAGUGUAAUGUUUUCCAAAGUCUGAAUUGUAUUUGCCUCUUAACCCGAACAACAUGUGCUGUAGUUGUCGGCCACCCUGUCUAUGAAUGAACAUAGGAGUCAUUUCAAAUGCUUUGCCGUAUCAGCCUGAAACAUCAAGUAAACACUCCGUUUUUGUACGAUAAAUGUUUUGCGUCAUUGUAGUUUCUUGAUGAAAAUGAACACUUGUUCUUAAUAAAUCAUGUGCUUUUAAA